Molecule: messenger RNA, 832 nt
Organism: Bactrocera latifrons
Lineage: Eukaryota; Metazoa; Arthropoda; Insecta; Diptera; Tephritidae
Product: ubiquitin-conjugating enzyme E2 D2-like
Exons: 3
Coding region: 166-657 (163 amino acids)
Source: RefSeq, a predicted model, not a curated record
UCCAAGAUAUAGCACAGAAACAUCCUACCUCCUAAAUUUAAAUAAAGAUCGGUAGUCUUUCUAAAUUAUCGAUUCAACCAAGCGUUUUUAUCUACUAUGUGGCGCCAAAUAUAAUCAGCUGUUUAUAAAAGGAUUUGAAAACUAAAAUUAAAUUAUAAUAAUAAUAUGAACGAGAAAAUUAAAAAAAUGAGAAUCCCAAUUGAAGUUAAUCAAUUGGUUAAGAAUCAGACUGAUCAUGGUAUUUCUUGUGCGCCGGUAUCUAAUGACGAUUACUCCAAUUUGUUGGCGAAAGUUCCAGGACCAAAAGGUUCACCAUAUGAAGGCGGUGUAUUCGAAAUUAAAAUUUGUUUUGGCACCCAGUAUCCUUUCCAACCGCCAACUUUCAAAUUCUCAACACCAAUUUAUCAUCCGAAUAUAGACAACUCGGGUAAAAUUUGUUUGGAUUUGUUACGUAUGCCGCCAACCGGAUCUUACAAUCCUGCUAUUACACUAGAGUCAAUGCUACUCUCCAUUCAAUUACUACUAGCUUCUCCUAACCCGGACGAUCCAUUGAAUAGCGCAGCUGCGGAUCUCUACAAAACUAACAUUGAACAAUUUAAUAUUAAAACACGUGAAUUAUUACAAAAAGGACAUUCGAACCAAAAAAAUUUCAUAUAAAAGGACUUGCCACAAAACGAAUUAAAUAAAUCACCGAUACCACUCAGAAAAAAAACAGUUCAUUCAGCUGUCGUGAAGAAAUACAAUUCUAUUUUAAUGUCUUCAUUUCCAAUUUGGUCAUCACCGUUACAAUUAUUUAUUAUUUAAUCAAUACAUUUCAUUUUAUUUCAAUUAA